UUGAGCGUUAACACUAGUGUGAACCAUGCAGGUACGUGGUCCUUAAUUAACUGUCCUGGCCGACGUUGGUAAUCUCACCAACCAGGAAAAGUGGGAGCUGAUAGACAAGCGAAAACGUGAGCACCACCUAUAACGGCAGCAUUAACCCAGCUAGUGUCUGCUGUCAAAAUGCUGUCCGAAGGAGGUUCUUUCAUGAAGGGGAUGGUCAUGGGAGGCCUCUUCUGCUUGGUGCUGUCACUCCUGGGUAGUUUCAGCCCCAGCUCAGAGUCCAGGACAGAGGACCAUCAUCAUCAUCACGUCAAGGCACCAAGUAAAGAUGAGCUGACACGCCUCUCCGACAGUAGGGUGCAGGAGUUGAGCAAUCAAGUCCGGGUCUCUUGCAUCAUCAUGGUCCAGCCCAAGAUCCUUGUUUAUUGGGCCACUGUUGUUGACACCUGGAGCAAACACUGUGAUAAGGCUGUGUUUUACACCUCUGAGUCCUCCAAGGCGCUCGAGGCAAUAGACCUGAAUGAAAAAGAUGACUGGGCGAGGUUACGUAAAGCUCUGAAGCAUGCUUAUGAGAACGCUGGAGACCUGCGCUGGUUCUUUGUGGCACAACCUACUACAUUUGCCAUCAUCGAGAACCUCAAAUAUCUGGUGCUGACGAAGGAUCCCAGCGAGCCCUUCUACCUGGGCAAUGCUAUGAAGUCAGGGGAGCUUGAGUAUGUGGCGUAUGAUAGUGGCAUUGUGCUAAGCUAUGAAGCGCUGAAAAGGCUAGUGCACGUGUUCCAGGAUGAAGACAAAUGUCCAGAGAGAGGACGUGCCCUGUGGAAGCUGAGUGAAGACAAGCAGCUGGCUGUGUGUCUCAAAUAUACAGGCGUGUUCGCAGAGAACGGAGAAGAUGCACACGGAAAGGGCCUGUUCAACAGCAAGAGCGUGGACACCCUGGUAACAGACAGCAUGAAGGACAACCCCACCAAUGUGGUGGAGGGCUGCUGCUCCGACAUGGCGGUCACAUUCAAUGGGAUGUCGCCGAACCAGAUGCAGGUUAUGAUGUUUGGAGUUUACAGACUUCGUCCUUACGGCCACGUUUUUCACGACUCGUUAGUAUUUCACCCUCCUGAAGGUUCAGACAAUGAUUAGGGACUCAUUCCUUCAAGCUGGAUAUGACAUUUUAAAUUUUUGCUUCUGUGGUGGCAAACCUAACUUUGGGAAGAUAGUUUUCUUAUGCUGUUUGUAAAACUGGAUCCUGGGUGGGAGUAACACUUUUAUGUAAUUUGUACAUUUUGCACUUGGCACAAUCAGCACCCCAUUGCUUUGUGGUGUAAGUUAACAGAGUUGAUGGGUGUGCCGUUCUUUGAAGGAAGAUGGAGCUGAGAAAUGAAAUGUGUGACAUGAGACAAGAUAUUUGGAAGUUUUUGUUAUUGUAAUGUUGUUACGAAUCUUAAUUAUUUGUCUUUCUGUGGUCUUAAAGCUGCAUUAGAGUUAUUAGCUUAUACUAUUUCCUGAAAUUGACAUAUUUCUGAAAUUAUUUAACUGUUUAAAGUGCUCGGCCAUCUUUACCACAUAAUGAACAACUUCUUUUUUUAUCUCUGAGAAUACAUCACCCAACUGAUUUAAAGAUUGUAUGGAUGCACCAAUUAUUAGUAACAUAUCAUGACCCAGCCGAGCCUUUAAAUGAAGUGCAUUUUUUUUGUGACAUUAUGCUUGAUUAUCUCCACAUCGGAAGAAUUGGCCUUCACAGCUGAAAAGGAAAAUAAUAUACCUCAGUGCUGACUUAUGAGUAAAGUAUAUUUCUUCUGUCACAUAUUAAAAAGACAAAAAAAGGGACUUUUGGAUAAUUAAAUAAAAUAAUUUUCUGAAUAAACUUACUUUGGUGGUGUUCAAUGAUCUAACAAAGACGGCUCAAAGGUGGGAAUGAGGAUGAAAGUGUGUCAGGGUGAAAAUGAUACAGAAGAGCGCUGGUAGCUUUCCAGGUGUAUACCUUGUCCAGCAUACUUUUAAUUAUUUUUGGUAAGGGGAAAUAUUUGUAGCUAAAGAACUUUGUUAAGCUAAAAACAUUUUUUAUAUAAAACUAAAUGCAUUCUGUCGCAGGCAAACUGUGGCCAUCAUGUCAUAUUCUGUUUUGGUUAUUAGUAACACAGCUGACCACUAUGUUGUUACAUCUUAAAACAUAAUGUCUGUUAAUGUUUGCUGCUGUUGGGUAAGAAAAGAAUAAAAUAUUGUAGCUCUAAUUGAUGCCCUGGUACUGUUGAAAUAUGUUGUGAGACUAAAACAAAUGUUAUUAACAACGGUGAACAUGAGGGACCAAUUGCGUCGCCACACUGAUAUAAAUGGGUUGGACAACAUUUUAGAAACACCUAUACACAGAACCACAAACUACAAGCUGAAUCACACCCCCAGAAAACAACAAAAUCUGAAUCUUUUUCACUGGGUGUAUCUUAUAAAUUGCUUCACCCACUAAGGCGAGGAGCAGAAUAACAGGUCGAACACUGGACAGCAGUCACUCCCUCGGUCAUUAUUUUAAAUAUGCUCACAUGGUGUAUUGACACAGUACCAGUCAAAUGUUUGGACAUGCCUUCUCAGUCAGUGUUUAUUUUAUACAUGGUAGGUGAAUACUGGAGCCAUAACUAUGAACUAAUGUGAAAAUAUGUGUAAACAAACAAACAAGCAAAAAAC
Chelmon rostratus (copperband butterflyfish) is the source of this 2658-nucleotide messenger RNA. RefSeq names its product C1GALT1-specific chaperone 1 (gene c1galt1c1). Lineage: Eukaryota; Metazoa; Chordata; Actinopteri; Chaetodontiformes; Chaetodontidae. Gene Ontology annotation, molecular function: N-acetylgalactosaminide beta-1,3-galactosyltransferase activity. The coding region runs from base 169 to 1122 and encodes 317 amino acids. The transcript is spliced from 2 exons. The record is from RefSeq and is a predicted model, not a curated record.